AAAAUUUAAAUUAAGUAAGAAUUGUAGACAACAAGUAUGUUGACUGCUCUACUAGCUGGAGUGCUGUGUCUCUGGGCUGUGCCUGGACUCGAGGCACAAGUUCCGUACGAGCGAAACCUGUCAAAGCUGCGGAUCAAUGAGCUUGGUAAUCUGGCCAUGCAAAUGGAGCAUUCCAUCAAUGCUGAGAAAUAUGCCUGCGAAAGCUACUUUGAUCAUGUCUGCAGUCGAAAUCGUCCGCUCUUCUCCAUAAUGGGUCACAUGCCACAAACCAGCGAUCUUAUCCAGCUGCUGACCAAGCUACAAAACGAUCCUGUUCAGUUUGAGGCGAAACAGAAGCUCAUCGAUUUCUUUAUCUCAUGCAAUACACGUAAAUCUCUGAUGGAUUGCUAUCGCGAGACAUUUGAGUAUUUCAAGCCGCUGUUUGGCUACAUCAUCACCAAGGAUCUGGUGGAGGCCAGCUCGCAUGAGCUGCAAGAUUUUCGGGAUCUAAUUCAAAGUUUCUUGGUGCGAACUCAAACGGUGUUUGACAACGAUGUGAAUCCGAUCCGCAACAAAUUGAGGACCUACAGGGAGAAGUUCGCCUCACCGGGUAUAUAUUUCUAUGCGGGUGAUCUGAAUCGUGAAUAUGCCGCCCUAAGGAUCUAUCGAGAGAGCUAUGACCAUAAUUUGCGCAAUUUGGAGCAGCAUCGGAAGCGAAACUCCAGCUAUGAGCUCGGAGUGCAGCGCACCAUGCUUGAUUGGAGCUUGUAUCUGUAUCAGAGCCAGCACAAGCCCAUGUCUUAUUACUAUCCCACCUUUACCGUCCAUCUCUACAUGACAAUGUUCAACAUCACCGAGCGUCAACGAGAUUUUACCCGGUUUCGGGAGGAUGUCGAGUGUCUCAAGUUGCCUCAGUAUGUCAAUGUGCUGAGUGAGGCCAGAAUGCUGGCGGUGAUCUAUUUAAAGAGCUUCCGACAUACAUGGCAGGAGUACAGCGACUGGAUACAAUUAUCUACCAAGCAUCGCGAGAUCUACGACCAAGAGAACGAGAUUCUUCGACAACAUCAUUUGAGCAACAAGCGGCUCUUCUUUACACUCUAUGCCCAGAACUUUUGUGAAUUUGGCAAGGAACUGGCUGAACAUGUUUUCUAUUUGGGCCUCAAGGAGAAUGCGGACUUUUUCAAUACGUACUCGUGCGGGUUUCAAACGGACACUGCCAGAGAUUGUGUUUGAAUCUAAUACGUCUAUCUGUAAAUCUAUCUAGUAUCUAGUAAAAAAUAAUGAUUAUCAGUCAUACUUGAA
Molecule: messenger RNA, 1281 nt
Organism: Drosophila grimshawi
Lineage: Eukaryota; Metazoa; Arthropoda; Insecta; Diptera; Drosophilidae
Exons: 2
Coding region: 37-1212 (391 amino acids)
Biological process (GO): proteolysis
Molecular function (GO): metalloendopeptidase activity
Source: RefSeq, a predicted model, not a curated record